Molecule: messenger RNA, 1115 nt
Organism: Nymphaea colorata (pocket water lily)
Lineage: Eukaryota; Viridiplantae; Streptophyta; Magnoliopsida; Nymphaeales; Nymphaeaceae
Product: protein SRC2-like
Exons: 1
Coding region: 79-927 (282 amino acids)
Biological process (GO): defense response
Source: RefSeq, a predicted model, not a curated record
UUCCCUUUCUCCAUAGCCAUCGGCUCUGAGUCCGUUCCGUUCCUCAGUCCGAAAGCCGGCGUUCCGCGUUUGAUCAGAAUGGCGUCCCGGUUCCCUCUGGAAUUGGAGCUCACCGUGUCCUCGGCCAAGGACCUCAAGAACGUCAAUUGGCGCUACGGCGACCUCGAGCCCUACGUCGUGGCGUGGGUCGACCCGGACUCCAAGCUCACCACCAAGGUCGACGACCAGAACGACACAUGCCCCGUCUGGAACGAGAAGCUGACCAUCCCGGUUCGCGCCCCAUGCCUUGAGGACGCAGUCCUAUCGAUCGACGUCGUCCACACCAACGCUUCCGGCGAGACCAAGCCGCUCAUCGGCUCCGCUCGGCUCCACCUCAAGGAGGUCGUCGACGAGGUCGGCUUCAACGAGCGGUACACCAAGUCGCUCAAGCUCAAGCGGCCGUCGGGCCGGCCGCAAGGGAAGCUCGAGGUCAAGGUCACCGUGUACGAGAUCCGGUACCCGGCCCCUAGCCCAUACCCGCACCCGCAGCCGUAUGGCCAAACGACGAGUAGAGAUUAUCAGCCGACUCAUCCAUACACCGGAUAUGGGGCACCUCCACCUCCAUAUGGUGCGCCACCAGCAGGAUACCCUGGAGCGUAUGGAAGCGGGUACGGAUACAAUGCUCCACAACAGCAAUAUUACGGUGGAUACGAUUCAGGAUACGGGAACGGAGCUGCGGCGCCGGUGCCGGCAACGUCGGCACCACCGGCUAAGAAGGGAGGCAAGUAUGGGGGCGUGGGAACGGGGCUGGCUGUUGGAGCAGUGGCCGGAGUGCUGGGAGGGCUGGCGUUGGCUGGGGGAGCCAACUAUGUUGAGGACAAGAUCGCCGACAAGGUUUCAGACAGGGUUGGUGAUGACUUUGGUGGUGACUAUGAUGAUGAUUACUAGUUAAUCAGAGUGCAGCAAAUAUCAUAUCGUGUGAUCUAAACUUGUUCUUGUUCUUUUUUUACUUGUUUUCCUUUGAGAGAUAGAAUCUUGCCUUCCUUUGAAGAUGAGAUGAGAUUGUGUUGUGUUCCUCCGUUUAGAGUUCAAGUCUGUACUUUGGAUUCAUUCAAAGGAAUUGUCUUUUCGUUUUC